Periconia digitata is the source of this 2494-nucleotide messenger RNA. NCBI's taxonomy places the organism in Eukaryota, Fungi, Ascomycota, Dothideomycetes, Pleosporales, Periconiaceae. The record is from the annotation of a GenBank genome assembly.
AACCGCCAAUUCCCACCCGCACAUGAACUCAUGCGACGAUGCGUCGGAUCCGCGAGCAGCAGCCGCCUCGUCCUGCACAGCUGGCGACACCGCCUUGAGGCAUCCCCGGCAACAUCCUCAUCCUCUUUACUACCCUUGAUACCGCGCCAAUUCUCUCCGUCACCGUACCGAUUCGGAUCUCGAUUUCAGCUACAGCAGACACGUCGCUACGCCGCCCCCUACCGCGCCCCGUCGGAGCUCGAGCAGCGCAUUGCCACCAUCCCCAUCGACCGAUACCGCAACUUCUGCAUCGUCGCACAUGUCGACCAUGGCAAAAGCACACUUUCCGAUCGCCUGCUGGAGCUUACCGGUACCAUCGAGCCCGGAGGCAAGAAGCAGUUCCUCGAUAAGCUCGACGUCGAACGUGAACGCGGCAUCACCGUCAAAGCCCAGACAUGCACCAUGAUCUAUAACCACGAGGGGCUCGACUAUCUGCUGCACCUCGUCGACACACCCGGCCACGUCGACUUCCGUGCAGAGGUUUCGCGCAGUUACGCCAGCUGCGGCGGUGCUUUGCUGCUCGUCGAUGCCAGCCAAGGUGUUCAAGCUCAAACCGUCGCCAACUUCUACCUCGCCUUCUCCCAGGGUCUCACCCUCGUCCCCGUCCUGAAUAAGGUCGACCUCCCCCACUCGGACCCGCCGCGCGUGCUCGAGCAGAUGCACGAAACCUUCGAAACCGACCCUGAUACCGCUAUCCUCGUCUCGGCCAAGACGGGCAAGAACGUCGCGGCUCUACUACCCACCGUCGUCGAUAAAAUCCCCGCCCCCGUGGGUGACCCCAACGGUCACCUCCGCAUCCUCCUCGUCGAUUCAUGGUACGAUGUCUACAAGGGAGUCAUCUUGCUGGUGCGCGUGUUUGACGGCCAGGUCCGACCCGGCGAUUCCAUUCGAUCAUUGGUUACCGGUCUGAAAUACAUUGUAGGCGAGGUGGGUAUCAUGUAUCCAUUGGAGACCCCGCAGACGGUUCUCCGGGCUGGCCAGGUCGGCUACAUAUACUUCAACCCCGGCAUGAAGCGAUCGCAGGAGGCAAAGGUUGGCGAUACGUACACCACGGUUGGCUCAGAGAAACUGGUGGAAAUGCUGCCUGGGUUUGAAGAGCCCAAGAGCAUGGUUUUUGUAGCUGCCUUUCCUACCGACCAGGACAAGCACGAAUUCCUUGACGACAGCAUUCAACAAAUCAUUCUCAACGACCGUAGCGUAACCCUUCAAAAGGAAUCAUCCGAUGCUCUCGGUGCAGGCUGGCGUCUGGGCUUCCUCGGCACCCUCCACUGCUCCGUCUUCGAAGAUCGUCUCCGCCAGGAACACGGCGCCAACAUCAUCAUCACCCCGCCCUCUGUCCCUUUCAAAGUCGUCUACAAAGACGGCACAGAAGCCAUCAUCACCAAUCCUAACGAAUUCCCCGACCAAGACAAAUCGCACUUCAAAAUCGCAGAAGUCCACGAACCCUACGUCCUCGCCACCAUCACUCUCCCCGAUGAGUACCUUGGCGAAGUCAUAAAGCUUUGCGAAUCUAAUCGUGGGGAGCAAAAAGAGCUCACUUUCUUCACUGCCACACAAGUCAUCCUUAAAUACGACCUCCCCCUCUCCCACCUCGUAGACGACUUCUUCGGCAAGCUAAAAGGUGCCACAAAAGGUUACGCCUCCCUCGACUACGAAGACUCAGGCUAUCACCGCUCCUCCAUCGUCAAACUCCAACUCCUCGUCAACGGCGAUCCCGUCGACGCCGUAUCCCGCGUCCUGCACACCUCGCAAGUCGAGCGCGUCGGUCGCGCAUGGGUGUCCAAGUUCAAAGAACACGUUGAUCGUCAGAUGUUCGAGGUCAUUAUUCAAGCUGCGGUUGGCCGACGUAUCAUUGCCCGCGAAACUAUCAAACCCUUCAGAAAAGAUGUGCUAGCGAAACUACAUGCAAGUGAUAUCAGUCGGCGACGCAAGCUGUUGGAGCGCCAGAAGGAGGGUAGGAAGAAGUUGAGGAGCGUUGGGAGCGUUGUCAUUGAACAAGAGGCUUUCCAGAAGUUUUUGGCAAAGUAGAUGUAGGAAUGUGGGACUGCUGUCUUACUGGCGUGAGCUCUGGUGUAUGGAUAUAUGUGUAGACUUUCUUUUUUUUUCGCUUUGUCAUUGGCGUAGGUGUGUAUUGCAUGCUACCUACUCCGUACCUGAGUAGUUAUGUAUUAAAGACUUGUAUAAAUAAUGAUUGUAUAGCAUACCAUAAAUCCCGUGGGCGGCCUUAUCACAUCAUUGCUAUUUUUCUACUCCUCUUUUUCAUCCGUUAUUUCCCUCCCUGAUCAUCCAUGACAUACGUAAUCUCCCUCGACAGACCUCAUCUUUGUAGGGGCUCUCACGGAUAUUGUGGAUCAUUGAGUUAUGGGAUCCUAGUUGUAGAACUGUAUACCAAGGCGCCCGGCACUGACAUGUAUAGCUGAGAGACGAAACCAAAGUUACAGGCAUUGCACCGAGU